This is a messenger RNA of Ictalurus furcatus (blue catfish), 8135 nucleotides long. It is a transcript of the gene notch1a, whose product is annotated as notch receptor 1a. NCBI's taxonomy places the organism in Eukaryota, Metazoa, Chordata, Actinopteri, Siluriformes, Ictaluridae. Gene Ontology annotation, biological process: Notch signaling pathway; cell differentiation; regulation of DNA-templated transcription. Bases 538 to 7878 code for a protein of 2446 amino acids. Gene Ontology annotation, cellular component: membrane. Gene Ontology annotation, molecular function: signaling receptor activity; Notch binding; calcium ion binding. The record is from RefSeq and is a predicted model, not a curated record. The transcript is spliced from 33 exons.
GGGCCUCAAUUGAUUUCUUAAUGAGGGGACUUCUUUGUGCGGAAGGACCCUCUCUAUCCCCUUUCAUGAUGAAGAAGAACAACACACUAUCUCUCAGUAAGUGUAUGAGCGCAUAUCUGCUCCUCAUCUUAAACACAGAGAGCGCUGUUUAUUUCAUCCUUUCGUUUGGUGUAAAGUUUGGUGUUUAGUUUAAAGUGCUCGAGCUUCCCCGCACUGGGCGCACUAUCUCCGCGGAGGAAUAUCGGAGGGCAAAAAAAAAGGGGGGGGGGGCGGGGGCGGGACUUUUCCCGUCUCGCGCGUGAGACGUCAUCUAGAACUUUGGAGUCCCACGCGACAGCCUACCCGCGCGCCCCACUACAGCACACGCGCACAAUCUGAGCGGAGUUUCUCACGCGCUGCACUGACGAGGAACGCGCCUUCUUUAUUUAUUUCUUCAUUUCAACCUAUUUAUUGCUUCUUAUUCUUGGAACCGGAGAGAAACGAAAAUCCUGGGAUCUAUGAAAACUCGGGGUGGAUUUGAACUACAUUUGUGACGGGAUGAACCGUUUCUUGUUGAUGUCCUUAUUUCUCGGGACGGCUCCGGUGUGUGAGGGGAAAGGUCUGAGGUGUUCGGAGCCAUGUCAGAACGGAGGAGCGUGUGAGCUCACCGCCGGCGGGAAACCAGGCUGCAGCUGCCCCGCGGACUACGCGGGAGCCCAGUGUCAGUUCCCGAACCCGUGCAGUCCAUCGCCAUGCCGGAACGGAGGUGUGUGUCGUCCGCGCACGCAGGGCAACGACGUGGAGUUUGCGUGUGACUGUACGCUGGGUUUCAGCGGGCCGCUGUGCCUGACACCCGUCAAUCACGCCUGCAUGAGCUCACCGUGCCGCAACGGAGGAUCCUGCUCGCUGCUUACGCUCAGCACCUACAGCUGCCGCUGCCCACCGGGCUGGACAGGUAAGACGUGCCAGCAGGCGGACCCGUGCGCGUCAAACCCCUGCGCCAACGGUGGCCGGUGCUCAGCGUUCGAAUCUCACUUUAUCUGCACGUGCCCGCCCAGCUUUCACGGGCCCACGUGCCGCCAGGACGUAAACGAGUGCGCCACAACUCCCUCGCCCUGCCAGAACAGCGGCGCGUGUAUAAACGAGGUGGGCUCGUACCGCUGCCACUGCCCACCCGAGUACGCUGGCACACACUGUGAGCGCCCCUUCCAGCCCUGCCAGCCUUCUCCCUGUGCUAACGGGGGCACGUGCACGCAGACCAGUGACACCGGCUACGCCUGCACCUGCCUGCCAGGCUUCACCGGGCAGGACUGCGAGCAUAACAUUGAUGACUGUGUUCAGCACGCGUGUGAGAACGGAGGCAGGUGUAUGGACGGCGUGAACACAUACAACUGCCACUGUGACAAACACUGGACAGGUCAGUACUGCACGGAAGACGUAGACGAGUGCGAGCUCUCUCCGAACGCCUGCCAGAACGGCGGCACGUGUCACAACACGGUGGGCGGCUUCCACUGCGUGUGCGUGAACGGCUGGACGGGCGACGACUGCAGCGAGAACAUCGACGACUGCGCCAGCGCAGCCUGCUACCACGGCGCCACAUGCCACGACCGCGUCGCAUCGUUCUACUGCGAGUGCCCUCACGGGCGCACCGGUCUGCUGUGUCAUCUGGAUGACGCGUGCAUCAGUAACCCGUGUCAGAAAGGCUCCAACUGUGACACCAAUCCCGUCAAUGGCAUGGCCAUCUGCACCUGCCCUCCGGGCUACACCGGCUCUGCCUGCAACCAGGACAUCGACGAGUGCUCCCUCGGGGCCAAUCCAUGCGAGCAUGGCGGCCGGUGUCUGAACACCAAGGGCUCAUUCCAGUGCAAGUGCCUCCAGGGCUAUGAGGGGCCACGCUGUGAAAUGGACGUGAACGAGUGCAAGUCUAAUCCGUGCCAGAACGACGCCACCUGCCUUGAUCAGAUCGGUGGUUUUCACUGCAUUUGUAUGCCAGGGUACGAGGGCGUGUUUUGCCAGAUCAAUACAGAUGACUGCGCCUCCCAGCCUUGUCUCAACAACGGCAAAUGCAUCGACAAGAUCAACUCCUUCCAUUGCGAGUGCCCUAAAGGAUUCUCUGGGAGCCUGUGCCGAGUGGACGUAGACGAGUGUGCAAGUACGCCGUGCCAGAACGGAGCCAAGUGCACUGACGGGCCAAACAAAUACGCCUGCGAGUGCAAAGAAGGUGGGUGUGCGCGCCAACACACGCGUUGCAUUCACACAGGAGACGCGCUUAAAUCGAACGUCUUAACCGUCUUCGUUCUUUCUCUUCUUUCUGCAGGUUUCACCGGCUCUAUGUGCGAGAUCGAUAUAAACGAGUGCGCCUCAAACCCGUGCCACUACGGCGUGUGUAAGGACGGCGUGGCUUCGUUCGCGUGCGCGUGCCGCCCCGGAUACGCGGGCCGCCUGUGCGAGAUCAACAUCAACGAGUGUUUGAGUCAACCGUGCCGUAAUGGGGGUACCUGCCUGGACCGGGAGAACUCGUACACCUGCAGCUGUCCUAAAGGAACCACGGGUCGGAACUGUGAGAUCAAUGUAGAUGACUGCAAAAGAAACCCAUGUGACUUCGGCAAAUGCAUCGACAAGAUCAACGGAUACGAGUGCCUGUGUGAGCCUGGAUACACAGGAGCGACGUGUAACGCCAACAUCGACGACUGCGCGCCGAACCCGUGCCGUAACGGUGGCACCUGUGUGGACGGCGUGAACUCGUUCACUUGCCUCUGCCCUGACGGCUUCCACGACUCCGUAUGCCUCUCACAGCGCGACGAGUGCGCCAGCAACCCCUGCAUCCACGGCAACUGUCAGCACCAGGCCAACGCGUACGUGUGCGUGUGUGAGCCGGGCUGGACGGGCCGGAACUGCGAUCUGAACGUGAACGAGUGUUUGUCCAACCCGUGUGUAAACGGCGGAACGUGCCGAGACAUGACCAAUGGCUACAUCUGCAGCUGCAAAGCAGGAUUCACAGGUCCGAAUUGCCAGACGAACAUCAAUGAGUGUGCAUCCAACCCCUGCCUGAACCAGGGCACCUGUAUUGAUGAUGUAGCUGGAUAUAAGUGCAACUGCCUGCUGCCCUAUACAGGCGAGCUGUGCGAGAGCGUGUUGGCUCCCUGCUCUACACGCCCAUGUAAGAACAGAGGUGUGUGUCGCGAGUCUGAGGACUACCAGAGCUUCUCCUGUGCUUGCCCAAUUGGCUGGCAAGGUCAGACGUGUGAAGUGGACAUCAACGAGUGUGUGAAGUCCCCAUGCCGUAAUGGCGGCGUGUGCGUGAACUCAAUGGGCGGCUUCCAGUGCCGAUGUAACCCGGGAUUCACGGGAGACCUGUGUGAGACCGACAUCGACGACUGCACUCCCAACCCCUGCGGCAACGGCGGCGUGUGCGUGGACCGCGUGAACGGCUUCACGUGCGUGUGCGUGGCCGGGUUCCGCGGUGAGCGUUGCACCGAGGACAUCGACGAGUGCGUGAGCGCCCCCUGCCGCAACGGGGGGAACUGCACAGACUGCGUGAACAGCUACACCUGCAGCUGCCCGGCCGGAUUCAGCGGCAUCAACUGUGAGAUCAACACACCCGACUGCACCGAGAGCUCCUGCUUCAACGGCGGUACAUGUGUGGAUGGGAUUAACUCAUUCUCAUGCGUCUGUCUGCCCGGCUUCACGGGCAGCUACUGCCAACACGACGUAAACGAGUGUGACUCGGGCCCAUGCCUGAACGGCGGUACAUGCCAAGACGGCUACGGCACCUACAAGUGCACCUGCCCACAUGGCUACACGGGCACCAGCUGCCAGAGCCUGGUGCGCUGGUGUGAUUCCGCCCCUUGUAAAAACGGAGGCUCGUGUUGGCAGCAGGGCUCUUCUUUCACGUGUCAGUGUGCCAGCGGCUGGACUGGAAUCUACUGCGACGUGCCCAGCGUCAGCUGCGAGGUCGCCGCUCAGCAGCAAGGUGUAUCCGUGGCCGCUCUGUGCCGUAACGGAGGCCAGUGUGUAGAUGCAGGCAGCACGCACCUGUGCCGGUGCCAGGCAGGCUACAUGGGCAGCUACUGCCAGGAGCAGGUGGACGAGUGUGUGCCAAACCCAUGUCACAACGGCGCAACCUGUACCGAUUACCUGGGCGGAUACACCUGCGAGUGUGUGGCGGGAUUCCACGGGGUCAACUGCAGCAAGGAGAUCAACGAGUGUGCGUCUCAGCCUUGUCAGAACGGAGGCACCUGCAUCGACCUCGUCAAUACCUACAAGUGCUCCUGCCCUCGAGGAACGCAAGGCGUUCACUGCGAAAUCGACGUGGACGACUGUUCCCCGGACGUGGACUCCGAGACCGGUGAGCCACGCUGUUUUAACGGCGGGCGCUGCGUGGACCGUGUGGGCGGCUACGGGUGUGUUUGCCCGCCGGGCUACGUGGGUGAGCGCUGCGAGGGCGACGUGAACGAGUGCUUGUCCGACCCCUGCGACCCGAACGGAUCCUACAACUGCGUCCAGCUGGUGAACAGCUACCGCUGUGAAUGCCGCACAGGAUACACGGGCCAGCGCUGUGACACAGUGUUUGACGGUUGUAAGGAUAAGCCCUGCAAAAAUGGUGGAACCUGUGCAGUCGCCAGCAACACUAAACACGGAUACAUCUGCAAAUGCCCGCCUGGUUUUUCAGGCUCGUCGUGCGAGUAUGACUCAAGCUCAUGUGGCCCGCUGCGCUGCCGCCACGGUGCCUCCUGUGUCCCGGGUCCGCGCUGCCUUUGCCCGCCGGGUUACAGCGGACGCGAGUGCCAGACACGCCUCGAUACUCCAUGUGCUUCCAACCCGUGCUACAACGGUGGCACGUGCCAGACGUCUGCCGAAGCCCCGUUCUUCCACUGCCUGUGCCCGUCACACUUCAACGGCCUCUUCUGCCACAUCCUAGACUAUUCGUUCAACGGGGGCCGGGGCCUGGACAUCACCCCUCCGCCAGCCGAGUCAGAAGAGGCGGAGCCACGUUGCGAGGUGCCGCAGUGUGAGCAGCGAGGCGGCGACGGCGUGUGCGACGCAGCCUGCAACAGUCACGCGUGCGGCUGGGACGGCGGGGACUGUUCGCUCAAUUUCGACGACCCCUGGCACGAGUGCAGCGCCGCCCUGCAGUGUUGGAGGUACUUCAACGAUGGCAAGUGCGACAUGCAGUGUCACAGCGCUGGCUGCCUCUACGACGGCUUUGACUGCCACCAGCUGGAGGGCCAGUGCAAUCCCUUGUAUGAUCAGUACUGUAAGGACCACUACUCGGACGGACACUGCGAUCAGGGCUGCAACAGUGCCGAGUGUGGCUGGGACGGGCUGGACUGUGCCGAGGAUGUACCGCAGCGUCUGGCAUCUGGCAUCCUGGUGCUUGUGGUGCACUUGCCACCCGGUGAGCUGCUCCACAACGCUUCCUCCUUCCUGCGCCAGCUUAGCGCCCUGUUGCGCACCAACGUCGCCCUCAAGCGCCACGCCACCACGGGCGAGCCUCUGGUCUACCCGUACUACGGCACCGAACACGAGCUGAGCAAACACACACGUACCGCUCACGAGUGGAACACAAACCCUGGCCACCUGCUGCAGCGUACCGCCAGGAGCCUGUCAGCGUUGCUCAAGCCCCGCCAUCGACGAGAGCUGGACACCAUGGAGAUUAAAGGCUCCAUUGUAUAUCUGGAGAUCGAUAACCGGCAAUGUUACCAGCAGUCAGAAGAGUGUUUUCAGAGUGCAACAGAUGUGGCUGCGUUCCUGGGGGCGCUGGCCUCCAGCGGCAAUCUCAACGUUCCUUACAUUAUAGAAGCUGUUACGAGUGAGAACGAGGCCCCAGGCCGUGGAGAGAUGUACCCCAUGUUCCUGGCUCUCCUGGUCCUGGCUGUGUUGGUCCUGGCUGCCGUCGGAGUUGUGCUGUCACGCAAGCGGAAGCGAGAGCACGGCCAGCUGUGGUUCCCCGAGGGCUUUAAAGUGACCGAAACCAAAAAGAAACGCAGAGAACCUGUCGGAGAGGACUCCGUUGGACUUAAGCCUCUGAAGAACUCUGAUAGCAGUCUCAUGGACGAGCAGCUGAGCGAGUGGGCAGAGGAAGACCACUGCAAACGUUUCAGGUUUGAUGAGCACACCACGACAGAUAUCGGUAUCCAGCCGGAUCCGCGUCAGUGGACUCAGCAGCAUCUCGACGCGGCCGACUUGCGCUUGACCUCGAUAGCUCCUACGCCGCCGCGGGCAGACACGGACACCGACUGCGUAGACGUGAACGUGCUUGGCCCGGAUGGCCUGACACCUCUGAUGAUCGCCUCGUGCAGCGGUGAGGUCGGCGAGGAGGAGGAGGGGGAGGAAGGCGUCAUCGCCAACUUCCUGUGGCACGGCGCCGAUCCACACCAGCGUACAGAGCGCGCGGGUGAGACGGCGCUGCACCUGGCCGCCCGUUAUGCCCGAUCCGACGCCGCAAAGCGCCUUCUAGAGUCCGGGGCAGAUGCCAACGCACAGGACCACGCGGGACGCACGCCGCUACACGCCGCCGUGGCUGCCGAUGCACAAGGAGUCUUUCAGAUCCUAAUCCGGAAUCGGGCUACAGAUCUGGACGCGCGCAUGAACGAUGGCACGACGCCACUCAUCCUGGCCACACGCCUAGCAGUGGAGGGCAUGGUUGAGGAGCUCAUCAACUGCCACGCCGAUGCCAAUGCCAUUGAUGACUCUGGAAAGUCCGCUCUCCAUUGGGCCGCUGCUGUCAACAACGUCGAGGCCGCCGUAGUGCUUCUGAAGAACGGGGCCAACAAGGAUCUACAGGACAACAAGGAGGAAACGCCCCUCUUCUUGGCCGCGCGCGAGGGCAGCUAUGAGACGGCAAAGCGCCUCCUCGACCACCUGGCCAACCGCGACAUUACGGAUCACCUGGAUCAGCUGCCACGUGACAUCGCCAAUGAGCGUAUGCACCAUGACAUUGUGCGUCUGCUGGAAGAAUAUAACCUGGUUCAGACCCCUCCCACUCUUACUCAUUCACCCCCUAUCUGCUCGCCCGAGGCCUUCCUGGGCAUCAGGACUAGCCCGGGAGGCGCCAAUAACGCGAAUAACGCAAAGAAACCCCGCAAACCCGGAGGGAAGGAGGGAGGAAAGGAGAUGAAGAUGAAAAAGAAAAAGAACGGAGACACGAACAUCCUUUCUCCGAUGGAAUCGGAUGUCUCCUCACCCCCGACCAUGACAUCGCCCUUCCAACAGUCCCCACCUAUCACCCAUCACCUGCAAGGGUUGGCUGACUCCCAAAUGGGCGGGGCUCACCUGGGGAUGGCAAAGCCAUUUGACUCCGCUCCUCCACGCUUGUCUCAUCUCGGAGUGGCUAAUAACGGAGGUGGAGCUCCAACGGGGCCAUGCGAUUGGCUGGCAAGGGCACAGCAGCAGCAACAAGGGGCAUUCUCGGCUAUAAUGCCGACAAUGCACCACGGCGCUAACUUGCCGCAGGUGAUGGGCUAUCCCACAAUGCAAAGCAGCCACCUGGGCGCACCAGCUCACCUGCUGUCCAACCACUUGCAUCAAAACCAUCUGCAGCACCAAAACUCAAAUUCUGCCAAUCAUGGCCUCUCUCACCACUUCCUGGGUGACAUCACUUCGGUAGCAGAACUUCAGUCCAACUCAAUCCAAACCUUGCUCCCGCAGGAGACGCAGCGCCUUCCCAGCACGCAGUUCCUGACUCCUCCUUCUCAGCACAGUUACUCCACCCCCAUGGACAACACGCCGAAUCACCAGCCACAGGUCCCUGAUCAUCCCUUCCUGACUCCAUCCCCUGGCUCUCCUGACCAAUGGUCUAGCUGCUCUCCACAUUCCAACUUAUCUGAUUGGUCAGAGGGAAUCUCGAGCCCACCCACCAGCAUUCAUAUGAGUCACAUCCCCGAAGCAUUCAAGUAAUAAUGACAGCACAGGGCGACAGUGAUGAAUGACUCUACUGCCAAAACGUUUUUGACUACUUUAUAUUAAUUAGACUUUAUUCCCCAGAACUGCUCAUUUCGUAUUUAUUUAUGUGCUUUUGGACAACGUAUAUAUAUAUAUAUAAGAUCUUUUUUUUUUUUUUUUAAUUUAUGCAUUUUAUUUGUAUUUGAUCAACAAGCUGCUCAGAACAAAAAAAACUGAACUACUGUCUGCUGAGUAAAAUAUAAAAUGUCAAG